Molecule: messenger RNA, 2976 nt
Organism: Erigeron canadensis
Lineage: Eukaryota; Viridiplantae; Streptophyta; Magnoliopsida; Asterales; Asteraceae
Product: glutamate receptor 3.1-like
Exons: 6
Coding region: 67-2781 (904 amino acids)
Cellular component (GO): plasma membrane
Molecular function (GO): glutamate-gated receptor activity
Source: RefSeq, a predicted model, not a curated record
AUUUCUAUCAAUCUAGCCCAUUUUAUAUUCAUACAGUAACUUUGGUUUGAUUUUGAGAACAGGCUGAUGUCGCGUUCACUGAAACAUUUUAACAAUUUAGUGCUGUGCUUGUUAUUAUGUGUUUCUUUGAUUCUUGACGCUUCGUUAGUAGUAACUUCAAAAAGUGAUAUUGUAAAUAUUGGUUCCAUCGUUUCAAUGCAAAGCAUCCUCGGAAAAGUCUCCACCAUUGCCAUGAAGGCUGCUGUUGAUGAUAUUAAUUCAGACCCAACAAUUCUACCAGGAAGAGAAUUGAGACUUUCUAUUUUUGAUGCAAACUUUAGUGGUUUCACAAGCAUUGCUGGUGCAUUGAAGUACAUGGAGAUCAAUAAUGUAGCUAUUAUCGGUCCACAAAGUUCUGUGAUGGCUAAUGUGCUUUCACAACUUGCCAGUGAACUCCAUGUCCCAUUAUUAUCAUUCACUGCUUUAGAUCCCACGCUUUCACCACUCCAAUACCCCUAUUUUCUCCAAACAGCCCCAAAUGAUCUUUACCAGAUGAAAGCAGUUGCUGCUAUAGUAAAUUACUUUGGUUAUAGAGAGGUAAUCGCAAUCUUCACUGAUGAUGACCAGUUUCGUAAUAGUAUAGGUGUGUUGGGUUAUGAACUGACAAAGAAAAAAUGCAGGCUCUCAAGUAAAGUACCACUUCCACCUUACUUAAAUCUAAGUCGAGAUAUUAUUAAAGAUGAAUUGCUUAAGGUCAUGUCUAUGGAAUCCCGUGUCAUUCUUGUACACACUUACUUCGACGUGGGCUUAACCAUCUUUGAGGUUGUAAAGAGUCUCGGCAUGAUGAGAAAAGGAUAUGUAUGGAUUGCGACUACAUGGCUAUCGACUGUUGUGGAUUCUAUUAGCAUUUCUUCUGCGGAUGCUGCCUCUUUACAUGGUGUUCUAACUCUUCGACCCCAUGUCCCAUAUUCCCACAGGAAAAGAGAUUUCACUAGACGGUGGAAGAAUUUAAGUAACAGCUCUAUUAGACUAAACCCCUAUGGUUUAUAUGCAUAUGAUACUGUCUGGGUAAUUGCUUAUGCAAUUGACAAGUUUCUUAAACAAGGUGGCAAGAUUUCUUUCUCCAAUUAUCCGAAUCUAAGAAAGCUAUUGGGAACCACCAGAUUGAAUCUUAAAUCACUUAGUACUUCUGAUGGGGGAAAACAGUUGCUUAGCAUCAUGCUACAUACAAAUAUGACAGGUCUGACUGGACCACUUUUGUUCAAUUCCGACAGAUCCUUGAUAAACCCUGCGUUUGAUGUUAUCAACAUUUUAAAAACGGAUGGCCGUCUAGUUGGGCACUGGUCUAACUAUUCCGGGCUAUCAGUUCAGACUCCAAAGAGUUCUUUUGACUUGAUACCACCAAACAUGUCUUCUGCAAACCAACAAUUGGGAAGUGUGAUAUGGCCCGGAAACACAAAAGAUAAACCCCGUGGAUGGGAGUUUUCCAACAAUGGGAAACCUUUGAGAAUUGGAGUUCCGUUAAGAGCUAGUUUUAAAGAAAUGACAAUGCAAGUCAAUGGUUCGGAACGAGUUGGUGGUUUUAGCAUAGAUGUCUUUUUGGCUGCCAUAAAUUUGCUGAAGUACCAACUUCCUUACGAGUUUAUCAUGUUUGGGGAUGGCCAGGAGAACCCAAGCUACUCGGAGCUUGUAAAUCAGGUUGCGUCUAAUAUGAUUGAUGCUGCUGUGGGUGAUAUUACAAUAUUAACUAAUCGUACAAAGACAGUGGAUUUUACAGAGCCAUAUAUGGAGUCAGCUUUGGUUGUAGUUGUCCACGUACAUAAACCACAUUCGAGUUCUUGGGCUUACUUGCAAGCAUUUAGUCUGCCCUUAUGGGGCGUCUUUGUUCUUCUCUUCUUCUUUUUUGGAGCAGUCGUGUGGAUACUAGAACACAGAUACAACGACGAAUUUAGGGGUACGCCUAAGAAACAAAUUGGUACUGUAUUGUGGUUUACCUACUCAACUAUGUUUUAUGUGCACAGAGAAAACACGGUGAGCACCCUUGGUCGUGUGGUCGUAGUCAUUUGGCUUUUCAUAGUUUAUUUUGUUAACUCAAGCUACACGGCAAGCCUGACAUCAAUCCUAACCGUGCAAAAACUACAAACUCCCAUCAACGGAAUUGAAUCAUUGAUCACACAAAAUGAGCUUAUUGGAUAUCCCAAGGGAUCCUUUAUUGGUGAUUAUCUGGCAAAAGAACUUGAAAUUCCAAAAUCAAGACUCGUUGCCCUUGGUUCCCCGGAAGAAUAUGCUGAGAAAAUAUUGGCAGGAACAGUUGCCGCCAUUGUUGAUGAAAGGCCAUAUGUGGAUCUUUUCCUUUCACAAUACUGCAGUUUCCAGAUUGUUGGCCACGAGUUUGAAAAGAGUGGGCUGGGAUUUGCAUUUCCGAAGGACUCCCUUUUGGCUGUUGAUAUAUCGACUGCCAUACUGAAAUUGGCAGAAAACGGAGAGCUUCAAAAGAUUUACGACCAUUGGCUCAACAAAACAGCUUGUGGCCCGCAGAGCAUAUCAGUGGCAUCUGGCCAACUUAAUAUAGGAACCUUCUGGGGACUGAUUCCCAUGUUUGGACUAGUUUGUAGUGUCGCGCUUUUUGCACACUUAUGUUUAACACUUUACAAAUUCAGAAGACAUCAUCCUGAAGUCAAGAAGCCAUUGCAAAAAUGGCACUGUUGGAAACAAUAUUUGCAAACGUUUUUGAUGUUUGUGGAUGAGAAACAAGAGGUAUCCACGAACAAGUUUAAGAGAAAGAGGACAGCUCUGGCAUGAAUGGCGGAAGUUAAGAAGAGAGUCAAGUGAAUACAAACCCAUGGAUCGACAGCAUUUAUUUGCAAAUAUGUUAAAGUUCUGGAACUUUUCUAUACUAGCUUGAAAGUCAUGAGUAGUAAUUAGUUGUUGGUUAAUGUUUGGUAUGUUGUAAGAACUCUCCUAUCUGCUAUGAGUAGUGUGUAUAUGCAUAGUCAA